AUGGGGGUCUUCUGUGCCCAGACCGCAGCGCUGCUGCUGCGCGUCGGCGAUCACGCGACGAGGCGAGUCAUGGAAAUCACCCACACAGCGCAACUUAGUCGCUUUGUGGUUUGGUCGGCGGACUCCCGUGGCUUCGUUCGAUGCUGGUAUCAAGACGAGUACGUCCACAUGACGCGCGACCAUGAAUACUUCAGCGAAGCGGCGUGGUAUCUGUCCGGGUCAACUCCAUAUCAUGAGUUCCGCGACUCCAUCGCCGCUCACAUCGCAGAGCUUCGGAAGCGCGCACAUGACACCGAACGCGACGCGUCGCAAGGGUCACCCCUAUCGCAGCGGCCACCCAGUCAAAUAUGGGUUGAUGGCCCGGAGCUACAGAAGUGGUACACGAGGUUGCAAGAACAGAUUCCCAUCCUGGAGGAACGUGUGACUAAGGAAACAGAUACUUUGGAGAAACGCAAAGACGAAAUUGCUCGGCUUGAGCAAGACCUAAAGAGCCAGGUAAACCUUCUGGGAAUCGCACAUAACGAGCUAAACGCCCUUGUGCCGGGUGCAGCGGACCGCCUCAAAGCAACGCUGCCGCCCCUCCCACCAAUAGAGAUGUCAAUGACCGCAGACGGACAAACUUUACUAUCAAUACCACCUGUGUCGCUCCCCGCAGCGAAACCAGGCGCCACGGCUGCUACGGCUGCCGCGGGCUCGAGCGGCUCAGCCCUUGAACCUUUGCCACCGCUUUCUGCAUCCCCUUUAAAUGCUCCUGACUCAAUAAAUGCAGUAAACACGUCCAACGCACUAGCUGUGGCCGCCCCUUCCGCGUUGGGCAUAGGUGGUGCUCUCCAGCCGCAGCAGGGGUCGCUAGUGCCACCGUCUGAGGUAAGCGGGGCAGCCAACGCCACCACUCUCACAAAACCCGCGACGGCUCUCGAUGGAAGUAGUGGUGGGGCGGGUGCGACCGCACCAUCGGCACAGAGUGGGCCUCACUUAGGGACGGAUGCUAUGAAAGAUAAAGCAAUGAGCACUAACGCUUUGCUAUCGCUUCCGCCGGGUUUAGAAGACAAGAGCUGGAAUGGUGUCUCGUGGGUCAAUCCGAACGUCGGGAACUAUAUCCAGCGGCGGUACUACGGAGCUGAACCAAGUCUGCGCACUCCAGAUAUCAUGAAACGAGUGCCGCAGAAGCGUCUUCCAGCAUUAAAAGUGUUCCCUCUGCAACGUAGUAAGAGCGCUGGGGCAAGGUCCACAGGGGGCCCUAAAGAAUCACUAAAGGCUCGUUAG
Messenger RNA from Phytomonas sp. EM1, 1266 nucleotides. NCBI's taxonomy places the organism in Eukaryota, Euglenozoa, Kinetoplastea, Trypanosomatida, Trypanosomatidae. The record is from the annotation of a GenBank genome assembly.